AUGAGCGCGCUGAACCCCUUCAUCGCGAACGGAACCUGCUUCCACGGGCCCGACGAGGCGGUAGAAGAGUGGCUCCCAUGCGGCAACGUCGUCUUUGGCGACAAGUCCUGCUGCCAGGCCGGCGACAUGUGCCUGUCGAGCCGCGCUUGUUACAACGGCCGCUUCGGAAUCACUUACCUCGCCGGUUGCAGCGACCCCGAGUAUCGCCACCCGAGCUGCCCGGACAAGGGCGCAUUCAGCGACCAACCGUGGGCCGGCCUGGUGUACUGCAACGGCACGUCGGAAGAAUGGGUUGCAUGCGAGCAGUCCGCGCGGCCGACGACCCUCACCUCGGCCGACGCGUGCUGGUGCCCGCAGACGUCCCGCACCGUCGCCUUCGCCGACGCGGCGACGCUCCGCAACGUCGUCCAGCUGCCGACAGCCCUGGGCGGUAGCGUCAUAUGGCAGCCCGGCUUCGUCCCGAUGCCGACACAGCCUAGCGGAGCGGCCCCGCCGGCGGCCACCCCAACGAGUGACCCGAUGACGACAUUUGCGAAGAUUACAACGACGAGAGCAGCCGGAUCGAGUUCACUGCCGCAAGCGACAGACACCGGGACGAGUCCGGACGGCGCAGACGCCGGGCUAAGUACGGGCGCCACGGUCGGCGCUGCCGUCGGCGGCACCGGCGGAGGCGUAUUAUUGCUCGCCGUCAUCGUCUACCUGUGCCGUAAGUGGCGUGAGUCCCGGACUAGAACGCCGGCGGAACGAGAACACGCAGAGAUGGACGGUACGGGGCCCGGACUCCUGGAGUGGAAGCCGGGCUCGCGCAAAUCCAGCGCGAGGACGGGGCAGACGGCCGAGCUGGAGUCGCCCGCCGCGGCGCGGCCCAUGUCGGAGCUGGACAACACGCAGAUCGUACGGUACGGGUUCCGCCACGACAAUUUCCAGGCGACGGGAACGAGACCGAUGGGUCCCAUUGCCGAAUUGCCCGGAUGA
This is a messenger RNA of Colletotrichum graminicola M1.001, 975 nucleotides long. RefSeq lists its product as uncharacterized. The record is from RefSeq and is a predicted model, not a curated record. The transcript has 2 exons. Bases 1 to 975 code for a protein of 324 amino acids. Lineage: Eukaryota; Fungi; Ascomycota; Sordariomycetes; Glomerellales; Glomerellaceae.